AUGGUAGACGAUCAAUUAUUGCAUCACUUAGCAUGGGGUCCUAAGAGAAAGGUGGAGACAUGGCCUAUUUACUUUGUCAAUGGCUUUAAGUUUCAUACAAAAGAGUGGAGUGUCAACAAGAAAACCAUCAAUUCUGGAGUUUGUGUUGAAGGAGAUGAUGAAGAGCAUGAACAUUAUUAUUAUGGUACUCUUAAAGAGAUUAUGCAACUACAAUACCCAGGUGAACCAAUCAAAAAGAUAGUUUUAUUUAACUGUGAAUGGUUUGAUGUUGUCAUCAAUCGUGGUAUGAAGGUUAACAAAGAAUAUGACAUUGUGGAGGUGCAUCGUUCUAGAAGGUAUUCAAAAUAUGACCCUUUCAUAUUUUCAACAAAUGCAAUUCAAGUGUACUACAUGCCUUACCCAGAAAAAAUAAAAGAAAAGGUUGAUUGGUGGGUUGUUGUUAAAACCAAACCAAGGGGUACAGUUGAUGAUCGAUAUGCAUUAGAGGUUGCAUAUCAAGAUACAAUAGCUCACGUUGAUCCGGUCUCAAAUGAGGAGCUAGAUGGUCACUUGAGAGAUGAUGAUGGUGUAUAUGAGGAAGUGGAAAUCAAUGAUACUAAUGAUGGAGAAAACAACGAGAUGUCAGAUCGUGGUCGAGGAAAAUCCAAAACUCUUAGAGGACGUCCAAGACCGUUAUCACACACUCACAAUGAUAUGUCAUCACAUGUGGCACAUCAUGCCACUCCACCUUUAGCACAAGAGGAUUCAACCAAUGUCCCACCAACUCAAUCACCGCCAAAUGUUGUUGCUGCCACUCCAUCACUUAGGACAUCUCAUUCAACCCCUUCACCCCGUAGUUCUGAAACGGGUGAUGAGCCUAUAAUUGGAUCAAGUGAAUCUCAAACUGUAUCAGAUGAUGACAAAACUACUCUCAUCCUUGCGGGUCAAGGGUUCUUACCUUCGCACCGUGCGGCUAAUAUCAUUACUAAUAUAUUCAGAAGUCACUAUACUGAUCCAUGGGCAUCAUGGAAGAAGAUACCCAAGGACACAAGAAAUAUGUUGUUUGGAGAGUUCAUGAGUAAAUGUUCUAUUUGUCCACCCGACUAUAUAUGGGCUAAAAAGAACUUUGAAGCACGAGGUGCAUAUUUGAUGAAAAGUACUUUAAGUAGGGUUCGUACCUCUAAAACAAGACCAGAUUGGCUUGGAGAUCAUGUAUGGAAUGGGUUACGUGAGCAUUGGGAUAGUGUAAGCUUCAACAUCAAAAGUGUCAAAGCAAAAGCAAACCGGGCAUCCGAUUGUGAUGGAUUUGGGCAGUCCCUUCAUAUUGGUGGCUCUAUUACCACUUCUCAGCAUAAAGCAAAUAUGGUGAUGAUAUUUCUCUUGUAGUCUAUUCUUCUCUUA
Molecule: messenger RNA, 1380 nt
Organism: Lotus japonicus
Lineage: Eukaryota; Viridiplantae; Streptophyta; Magnoliopsida; Fabales; Fabaceae
Exons: 4
Coding region: 1-1365 (454 amino acids)
Source: RefSeq, a predicted model, not a curated record